AUGUUCAUCACGUUAGUCUUAUCGGCCGAUUUACGUAAAAGAAGUAUGCUUGGGCGUGACGUGGAAUUUACUAUUAUCGGUGACACGUUGAUACUUCAUUACGACAAUAAUGAUCUUGCCUUAAAUAUGGACAAUCCUGCGAUGAAUUUUACACAUGACGAUUUCGCAGUUAUACGGCAGACGGAUGACGAAUAUGAGACGUUUAAUAUUAUUUUUCUAGCCAUUGACGGGCGCGUGAUUGUUCGGGUGCCACGAGGCAUAAUCAAUAUUCGCUAA
Messenger RNA from Acanthocheilonema viteae, 276 nucleotides. Lineage: Eukaryota; Metazoa; Nematoda; Chromadorea; Rhabditida; Onchocercidae. The record is from the annotation of a GenBank genome assembly.